UCAUAUACUUUAUACAUGUCCAUACUUGAUGAUAUGAAAAUGAUCAACACGUGAAAUCCCUUCCUUCCUCUGUAGUCCACCGAAGCCUCCUCCUCUCCGAAGCCUCACACAUCCACCACUACGCCUCCAGCCUCUGCUCGAUGAGGCUCGUCUCACUGCAGCCAUCUCUAAAAAAACUCGAUCCUCCAGCCUCUGCUUGGUUUUCUCUCCUCUCUAAUCUCCGAUCCUUCAAUUUCUUCAGGAUCUAGGGUUUCUCUCGCUUCCUCACCCCUUCGAAAAUCAAUCCAACAAUCCUAAAAACCAGAAGACAGACCGGCUCCCAGGUUCCUCCUCCUUCGUCAUGGAUUGAAGCCGACUUUCAUUCACCAGGUUCUCUCUCUCAAGUUUGGCUUCUUCAUGCUCCUCUCCGUUAGGCCUCUACCAGCUAAUUGAGAAUGUAGUAUUAUUUCUAGUUUGAGCAAAGAAUGUUAUUUUCAUUGAAACAAAGACUCUAUGUCUGGAUGAGAUUGGCUCAUGUUGCUGAGGUGAUGCGGCGUCUGAGCUUGGUGGUGGCGACAAGUCUGGUGUCUCAAGGUGCAGCAGUGGUCUGGUUUUGCCGAUAUGAGAAAGUGUUCUGCUUUCGUUAGAGGCAGUGAGGCAUGAGUAAAGGCCCUUUACUCUUCUCAUAUGGGUGUAAUCAGAUGAAAAAUAAUCUACUUUGCAUUUUAUAAAAUCCCCUACGUGUCUCAUUCUAAAUGGGGGCUGUUAAACCCAUAAGAACAGUCGGGCUGUUCCGAAGAGGAACUGUAAAAUAUAUUACGAAGAAAAAUUCUAAACAUAAAUCUCACACUCAGCAUAUUCAUUUAAAAAUAUAUUAUUUUACUUUUUUAACCACGUAAUGAAAAUGAUUAUAGACAUGUUUAUAAGUAAUAUAGGAUAAAAAAGUAAGAUGACCUAUUUUUAAGUGGGUGUGUAAGGUGUGAAGCUUAUAGGUAGCAUUGCUCUAUUAUAAAAUAUGUUUUGCGAGUAUAGUACUCUUUUUUCUUUUAAUCCUACUCAACCUCUGCACACCAUGCAAAUAUUUUUUUAAAAGAAAAAAAACUGAAACGAUGCAUUCUAGAGGUCCAGAAAUUUGAAAAUCCAAAUUUCCCCCUCCCCCCCCUCCCAGCUCGUUCUUCUUCCGCAUUGCAAAUCCAAAUUUCCCCUCCACCCCUGCGUUCUCUCCACCCCAGCUCCUUCUUCUUCUUCACGGCUUCACCCCUCCUCCCGCAUUCUUGCUUCUGACAUCAUCGCCCGUCUUGUACUUCCACCGCCGUCUAGGACCGCCGACAAGGAUAUGGAGGUAAGCUCGGUGCAACAUCAUCAAGGGGAUGAAGAAGAAUUCGUUUUGCUUGAUCUCAACAGUGUUUCUGGGCAACUUGACAUCCCGUCAAAUGCACCAUAUGUUCUCUCUGGCCUGGACACAUUGAAUCCAGUAUUAAUUAUUGAUGACAAAUUGAAGUUGAUAGGUGAAUAUGAAGAAACAAUUGGCACAUGCUUGGUUUUCACGGAAGAAGAUGCUACCUCAGUGGUUCACGAAGAGACAGGACCAUCCGAAGCAAACCUUUUCUCAGGAAAAUGUAUAAUAGAUCCGAAUGGAGCGCCAAGCAAGGGUGUAAAACCAGUGGCACGGCUUCAUAAGAUUCUGAAGUUUAGAUUGGCACCUGAUGCUGACAAUCAAUUUGCAACAUCUGAGCAGACUGAGCAAGUCUGAAGAAUUCUUGGGUUUCCCAAAUCCACCCAGAGUAUUGAACUGGGAACUGGAGCCGGUGCAUGAGCCUUAAUCUUUGGGCCUGAUUGGACAAGUUAAUAAGUUACGAUGCUACUGUGUUCUGUUUUUAAAAAUAGAGAAAAAACACGAGAUAUGGGUACUUCUUUGCACCAUCCUGAUUUUGGUAAUCUCUACCAAAUCUACAAUUAGGAUAUAACAACGAGCUACCCAUAUAGCAUUUCCUUGCAUUUUAGGCAAGUUUUGACUCA
Messenger RNA from Juglans regia (Persian walnut), 1998 nucleotides. RefSeq names its product general transcription factor 3C polypeptide 6. The transcript is spliced from 6 exons. Bases 1316 to 1732 code for a protein of 138 amino acids. Lineage: Eukaryota; Viridiplantae; Streptophyta; Magnoliopsida; Fagales; Juglandaceae. Gene Ontology annotation, cellular component: transcription factor TFIIIC complex. Gene Ontology annotation, biological process: transcription by RNA polymerase III. The record is from RefSeq and is a predicted model, not a curated record.